AUGAGUAAUAACCUUGGACUUAAAGUCGAACAAGUUCGUUGGUUUUAUCGCGACUCCAACAACAAACGUUGGGUACCGUUUAGUGGUUACGAUUCUAUCAAUUUGGAGUUGAAUUAUCGAAGCCGCCUUGUCUGUAAUAAAAGCGACUGUCUGUUUGAUCAAACUGGAGCUGCAAUAUGCAACUCAGAACAGUCUUCCGUCAAUCACAAAGUAUCUGUAAGGGGUGGACUUUAUGAAGCAGAUAUUGAUAGGCGAUGUUGUGUUCCUACUUACUGGCCGGUUGAAAGGUGUCCCGCACGUAUUUUGCGCGGCACUUGGUUUCGCGAAGGUUAUGGUGGUACCCUUGAACCUUUUGAUGAUGAGUCAAUGGCUGAACGUUUAGAAGCGGAGUACAUCACUUGGUACUUAAGAAAACCUCAGAAUAUCGCUAUCUCGGAUAAACCUUUGUACUCAAAUAGCAGUUUGUUCACUAGAAUAGACGUCAGCACACCACUUCAUUCUGUUGUUAGCGCUCCAACUCUUCGGUAUGCAGAUGCUAUAAAAACAAGCGAAUUGGUUGCCGAAAAUUCUCAGUCAUCUCGUUCUGAAAAUAAAGAUUUAACAAUUGGAGUAGAAAACUAUUCAGAUGAUAACGUCUGUGGUUCCACUGUGUUGAAAAAACGAGUUCCUUCCCAAACGAUUCACUUCACUGAUUGUCAUGUCGAUUGUUAUGGAGAAAAUGAGUUGUAUUUGUAUUAUGAAUCCACUAGCUUAUAUAUCAGACAAAAACUGGGAAUGCAGAAAGUCGGUACUCGUUUGUGUCGUGGUUUUAAUGAUUUGGCCCUAAAGGAGGAUAAAAUCGCCGAUGUUUCUCACCUUUGUUUUGUUAUCCAUGGGAUCGGUCAAAAAAUGGGUACCAACCUUAUUCUGAACAAUUGCAAUGAGCUUCGUGAUACUUGUGACAAAAUAAAAACUCGUUACUUUUCACAUUUGGAUAAAGAAAAUAAACGUGUGGAAUUUUUACCUGUUGAAUGGCGAACUGUUUUACAGUUAGACGGUAAUACAGUUGAAUCAAUCACUCCUGUUCAUCUUCGAGGACUUCGUACAGUUCUGAAUUGUUCUGCUAUGGAUAUUAUGUAUUAUACUAGUCCUUUGUAUCGAGCUGAAAUUAUUUGCAGUUUAAAAAGUGAACUCAAUAGAUUAUAUGAUAUGUUUCGUCGGUUGAAUCCUGAUUUUGAAUCUCGAGGUGGAAAAGUUUCAAUAAUUGCUCAUUCUCUUGGAUGUGUCCUAGUUUACGAUCUAAUUACUGGCUGGAAUCAAGUCCAUGAUAAUGAUCCAUUAACUGAAAUCUUAUUAAAUAAAUCAACUGAUAAAAAUAUAUUUUUCCAUUCAGCUUCCACAAAAUUGUCAAAUAUUACGGAUAAGACUUUACCAAACAAUAACUUGAAUGUGCUAUAUCCUGAUCACAGACUGUCGUCUAAUGGAAACUUGGAACAAAUUGCUCGUGUUAAUAUUCGGUUGGAAACUGCAAGGACAUUGGUGAAUAAUUUAGAACAGGAAUUAAGCAGCUUGCUAUUUACUCGUGACAAUCACAUGAAUUGUGAUUCUCAGAAGUCAAAUGUUAGUAAUAAUCAUCAGGACGACCAGUCAGUAUAUAGUAAACCUUCAGUAUGUCACCCAAAUUCUUCAUUACAUCAACAAAAUCCUUUAUUGUUUGCGGAUAAUCUAGAAAACCUUUUCUGCUUGGGCUCACCUUUGGGCGUGUACUUGGUUUUGCGUGGUAUCCGCCCUGGUCCUUUUCAAACUCAAGACUCAAUACUUCCUCGAAAAAUUUGUCCCCGGAUUUUUAACAUUUACCACCCAGCAGAUCCUGUAGCUUAUCGUUUAGAACCAUUAAUUUUAAAAUAUUAUUCCACUAUCCAACCAGCUCUGAUUCAUCGAGUUGAUGCUGUUUCAAAACCAUGCUAUGACACACUUCCUUUGCUUGAAUAUUCUGGUAAAGAAUUCAAACAUCCAAAACCACAAAAUUGUCAUCAACAAGUAGCGAAAAACCCUUGCUCAGAUACAAAUCAACUUAUAACCACACAAGAUGCAGAUUCCUCUAGACGUUCAUCAAUUGCUAGUCGAUUAUUUGGUUUCUUCUCACGAGCACCAUAUUUACCUGGUGGAAGUCAAGAAACAGGAGGAAUCGAUCUUACUCUUUCCGAAAAAUUAUCUAACCAUGACAAUGAUGAGAAAAUUAAUUCUAUAGAGAAAUGUUCUGAAUUUUGUAAUUCUACAAGUAAAAAAGAUCAAAAAACAACAAAUUCACUUACUUCAUCAUUAUCAUCUAAUGAUUUAUUUGAAAAUGAUUUAUGUUGUUAUGAACCGUUACAACUUGAAUGUCGAUUAGAUUUUGAAUUACAAAUAUCACGUUAUGAAAAUAUGUACCUUUCUCUAUUGACUUCACAUACUAGCUAUUGGACUAAUCCAGAUAUUUGUAUGUUUAUCAUGACAUAUUUAUUUCCAUUAAAACCCGGUUCAACAGAUUAA
Schistosoma curassoni is the source of this 2511-nucleotide messenger RNA. NCBI's taxonomy places the organism in Eukaryota, Metazoa, Platyhelminthes, Trematoda, Strigeidida, Schistosomatidae. The record is from the annotation of a GenBank genome assembly.